This is a messenger RNA of Aaosphaeria arxii CBS 175.79, 1089 nucleotides long. RefSeq lists its product as uncharacterized. NCBI's taxonomy places the organism in Eukaryota, Fungi, Ascomycota, Dothideomycetes, Pleosporales. The transcript has 2 exons. Gene Ontology annotation, cellular component: U4/U6 x U5 tri-snRNP complex; U5 snRNP; U2-type post-spliceosomal complex. The record is from RefSeq and is a predicted model, not a curated record. The coding region runs from base 1 to 1089 and encodes 362 amino acids. Gene Ontology annotation, biological process: RNA splicing; generation of catalytic spliceosome for second transesterification step.
AUGCGCGUGCCGGCGUACUCGGCGGGGAGGAGCGUGGGGAGUGCGGUGAGGAGGAGGUGGGAGAGUUCGGAGAGGGAGCAGUACCUCAAACGCUCGGAAGUCGAAGCACGACGGCAAGCCGAAUAUGAAGCCGAGCAGGAGGCCGAGGAACGGAAACGACAGGAGCGGCUAGACAGGAAGCGGAAAGCGGAGGAUGAAGAGGCCGCUCGAGAGGCUGAUCGCAGAGAAAAGCGCAGGCGCAUGGCCGAAGAGAGCAAACGGCGACGAGAAGAGGAGGAGGAAGAGGAAGAGCGUCGCCGGCGCAAGCGGUUAGGUCUCCCAGAUCUUCCGCCUAAGAAACGAGAAGGCGAAGACGACGGCACCCCUGUGCCAGAGGACGAAGAUAUGGAUGAGCAGGAGCUUGUCGACAAACUACGAGCACUCAGCGAGCCCGUCCAGCUAUUCGGCGAAACACAUAAAUUGAAACUCAAACGCUACAAGAAACGGAUCGGUGCCGAUAAACUCGCGGCUAUAAUGACCGACGGGCCUAUUCCAACAACGUUGCAGCUUGUGCCCGAGAAAGACAUGAAGGUUUCGCGCAAGAUUCCAGACGACAAGGAAGGACGAGAAUUCCUUUUCCGCCAAUUGGCUAGCUAUUUUACGAUGGUCCUGAAGGAAUGGGACAACACAAUGGCGCGCCGUUCCGAAGAUAUCAAAACCAGUUAUCAAGGAAAACAGGCAUACGGCGCCAUGGUUCAAGCACGCGAGAACAUGCGACCGCUGUUCAAGAAGUUGGAGACGUUUGACGUGGAGGAUGGAAUUCUCGAGCCAGUCGUUCAGAUUGUGCUAGCAGCACAGGAGAGACGGUAUGUCGAUGCAAACGACGGAUAUCUCAAACUCAGUAUUGGUAAUGCGGCUUGGCCCAUCGGAGUUACCAUGGUUGGCAUCCACGAGCGUUCAGCACGCGAGAAGCUACACGAGAGUGACAAGAAUGCGGCGCAUAUUAUGAGCGAUGAAAUUACUAGGAAGUACUUACAAAGUAUCAAGAGGUGUCUAAGUUUUGCGCAGACACGAUGGCCUCCCACUGAUCAAUUGCAGCUAAUGGGCUGA